Molecule: messenger RNA, 195 nt
Organism: Bipolaris victoriae FI3
Lineage: Eukaryota; Fungi; Ascomycota; Dothideomycetes; Pleosporales; Pleosporaceae
Exons: 1
Source: RefSeq, a predicted model, not a curated record
AUAAUAGCUACGCUAAAUAAAAAACCUAUUAAGAAACCUAAAAUAGUAAUACCUAAUAAAUAUAAUAAGAGUCGCACUAAGCUACGGACGUUUCUUACUAAUAUCGACCUUUACUAUAGUUAUAAUAAAGUAUCUAAUAAUAAGAAAAAAAUCCUUAUAGCUAAUACCUAUAUAAAAGAAAAAGUAGCUAGCUAG